AAAUGCGCAUGCGUAUUAGCACACGCCUGGAAGCCGAAAUUUAACAUGGGUUGCUUGGCGUUUGUUUUUACACAGUUGUAAUGGCGAUUUAAAUAAUGCAUUUAAUCAGUAAUGGAAAAGGCGCAAAAACCAUAAGAUAGAGGACAAGGAUUUAUCGGCUGUGCAUCAAACCUCAGACUGACUCACGGAAAAUAAUCUUUGCUUGGCAUCUCUGGCUAAAUGUUUGGGGCAACAUCAGGUCCAUACCGCUCCAGAGGAGCAGAUGGUGUAUCUGCAAGCAGAAUGAAGAAAAAAAGUUCACACAAGCAUAAGCACAAGCAUCAUGUGGGGUUAAGCAAGUCAAUAACACCACCUGUACGAAGCAUUGUUGGCUGCAGAAUAAAGCACAAGUGGAAGGAGGAUUGUUACAGUCCAGUAUCUCAUUGGACGGGGACUGUGCUAGACCAAAUUCCAGUAAACCCUUCCCUCUACCUUAUCAAGUAUGAUGGAUUUGAUUGCGUAUAUGGCCUGGAGAUUUUCAGAGAUGAGAGAGUUGAAGGUCUUGAGAUCUUGCCAGACAAAAUCGCUCCAUAUCGAAUUAGUGAUGCUCGUCUAGCCGAGAGGAUGUUGGGUCGAACAGUGGAGCACCAGUUUGAGACCGAAGAUGGAUCGAAGAAUGGCUGGAAAGGGUUGGUGCUUGCCAGAGCCCCCAUCCUGCCCACAUGGUUUUUCAUUACUUAUGAGAAAGAUCCUGUUCUUUACAUGUACCAGCUUCUUGAGGACUAUAAAGAAGGUGACCUUCAAAUACUCUCAGACCCAGGCUAUGUUAACUCCUAAAAUAGCCUGGUAAAAAGUGCAGCCAUGGUGAAAAGAUGGUUUGUGGCCAUGGUGGCCCGUACAAAUCUUCUGAUUAUGGUCGCAUUUUGUUUUACACUAUACCUGUAUAAACCAGACUGCAGAAAUCAUAAACAUCGAAACCAACAAUUUUUGCCCAAAGUGACCAUGGAUGACAUGAAAUAUCAAGCUUUGCUGCAAGAACAUGAGGAGAAAUAUCAUCACUAUACUGCAAGCCUAAGAAAGCAGAUCUUCCAUUUAAAAUAUACUCUCAAAGAGAAAAGAUAUCUCCAGAAGUCUGUACAACAGGCUGCUAUAAUGCAUCCAGUGGAGCUGGAGGAAAGACGCAAAAGUAACUCAGAACUUGAGGUGUUCCUUCACAAACAGCUGCAUCGCAUGAAAAGUAAUGUAGGUGCAAAUAUACCAAAUGAGUAUGCUGCGGUGCCAUUUGAGAGCUUUACACUUGACAGUGUCUAUCAGCUUGACACCGGGCUCACAAGGGAUCCUGUGCGAAAAACACUUCGAAGGGAUAUGGUUGGUGCAUUAGAAGCAGCUCUGCAUAUCCUUAACGGUCCUAAAGAUAAGGAUGACCCUCAGUAUCGUAAGAUAUACUCACCACGUGAUUUCUUUGAGGGAAUUUUUAAUUCUGAAAGAGAUAAAGGAUCUCUAUAUGAUAUCACAUUCAGAGACAAUACUUCUCUGGACUUCAGAAGGCUGGAGCUCUUUCGGCCAUUUGCACCUUUGCAAAACAUUAAGGAAGAAGCAAUUGACACAUCCAGGAUGCUAAUAAAUAUUAUUGUGCCAUUGGCCACUAGGCUUGACACAUUUCAACAAUUUAUGAACAAUUUUAGGGAAAUUUGUGCUGAGGAUGAAAGAAUCCAUCUUACUGUUGUGAAUUUUGGAACAGAGAAGUUAAAUGAAGUAAGAAGAAUAAUAGACACUGCUGCAAGGAGAAUGAGAUCAAGGAACUUCACUCUAAUCCAUCUCAAUGAGAAGUUCUCCAGAGGACGAGCUUUGAACAUGGGAGCUCAAGCUUGGAAGAAGAGCAAUGUCCUGCUAUUUUUUUGUGAUGUUGAUGUCCACUUUACUGUUGAUUUCCUAAACUCCUGCCGCAUUAAUGCCCAACCUGGUAAAAGAGUCUUCUACCCUAUACCUUUCAGCCAGUACAACCCAGAUCUAAUUUACGGAGACCAUAUACCUACUCUUGAAAAACAGAAGGUAACCAAUAAAAGCACUGGAUUCUGGAGAGAUUUUGGCUUUGGUAUAACAUGUCAGUAUUUGUCAGAUUUCAUCAACAUAGGAGGUUUUGAAAUAACAAUCAAAUCUUGGGGAAAAGAAGAUUUGCACCUGUACAGAAAAUACCUGCACAGCAAACUUAUGGUAGUGCGUGCACCUUCACGAGAACUGUUCCAUAUGUGGCAUAAGACAACUUGUGCAGAAAACCUACCAACAGAAUCAUUUAAAGAAUGCAUACAGUCUAGAGCCUUGAAUGAGGCCUCUCAUAGUCAAAUGGGAAAAUUAUUCUUUCACCAACAAAUAGCCAAUCAUCUAAACAAAUACAAUCAAACAGAAACUCUACGAUAGCGGGGAAGACUUUACACAUAAAUGAGCAAAAUAUAUUAUGCCAUAAACACUUUAAUAAUGCAAGCCUUUUUUUGUAAUUUAUUUGUAUACAAGGUUGUACAAGAUUUUAGGUGACUACUUGAGUUAUCCCAGACACAGAUAAAAUCCAUGAUGAUGGCAAUGUUUUUAUAAUGCUCUAGAAUAUAAUCUCCUUCAAAUGUAUUGGAAUAGCUAUAGACUGAGACAUUUUGGGUUUGAGUUCAAAAGGCGAACAUGAGAUGAUAGAAUCGAAUUUCAGCUUUCAGUUCCUUAUAUUUAUCUGUAAUGAAAAUUUAGAACAUGGGACCUUUGGUGGACAAACUCCACAAUUUUAGGGUGAGCAAAAGUAUAGGAACAGACAGCCUUAAAGUAAAUUAAAGUAAAUAACAUGUAUUAAUAUUUAGUUGCAUAUGCUAUACUUUCUUUCUUCACACUUAGUCCUUUACAUCACUUUGUUAGAGGUUUCUUUGUUUAUUCCAGUCUAAUCUUCUGAUUCUUACUGCUGAUAAG
This is a messenger RNA of Hemibagrus wyckioides, 2925 nucleotides long. It is a transcript of the gene csgalnact1b, whose product is annotated as chondroitin sulfate N-acetylgalactosaminyltransferase 1b. Gene Ontology annotation, cellular component: Golgi cisterna membrane. Lineage: Eukaryota; Metazoa; Chordata; Actinopteri; Siluriformes; Bagridae. Gene Ontology annotation, biological process: gamete generation. Gene Ontology annotation, molecular function: glucuronosyl-N-acetylgalactosaminyl-proteoglycan 4-beta-N-acetylgalactosaminyltransferase activity. The record is from RefSeq and is a predicted model, not a curated record. The transcript has 12 exons.